UUCAGCUACUGUACUGUAGGGGACAAGAAACAUCAGGCAACUAUGGCAGGUGUUUCUUUUGUACUUGUGUUUCUUUUCUGUCUUCUUUACAGAACUGAAGGAAAUGUUCCAGGUUGUUCUGGCCCUUAUGGCAGGAUAAUGGAUGUUCAAACUACAGGGGCUGGACUUAGAACUGCAAGAGCAGAAGGCCUGAAGGCUGGAGGAGUUCAAGCUUCAGCCAUUAUUGCAGAGAAAGAUCUGAAGAAUAUGAUCAAAUAUAGAACAAAGAUUAUAAAUGUCAGUAAAAAAACUGGCAUUGAUGCAGCUGUGAUUGCUGGUAUAAUCUCUCGAGAAUCUCAUGCUGGAACUGCCCUGAAGAAUGGCUGGGGUGACCAUGGAAAUGGAUUUGGCUUGAUGCAGGUUGAUAAAAGAUACCAUAAAUUAAUUGGUGCAUGGAAUAGUGAGGCUCAUAUUACUCAAGGUACUCAAAUUCUCUGCAACAUGAUUAAUGGCAUUGCUAAAAAAUUUCCAGGAUGGACCAAGGCACAGCAGCUCAAAGGUGGAAUUUCAGCCUACAAUGCAGGCAUUCGCAAUGUCCAAACCUAUGACAGAAUGGAUAUCGGCACAACAGGGAAUGAUUAUGCCAAUGAUGUUACUGCAAGAGCCCAAUUUUACAAGAAACACGGAUACAACUAAUGGUGUUAAUCUUCUGUUUGACCACUUUUUAAGAAGUAAUUUACAACAAUGUACAUCUAUCCAUAAGAAUACCCUUUCUCUUCCUUAAUUGUUUUACAGAAAAUGUAAAAAGCAUUUGUCUGGCAGCAGUUAUAUGCUUUAAAUGACUUCCAUAGUGGUGAUUUAAGUGGGUUCACUACUUAAAGAUUUUCAAAGUGGCACAAAUAUUAAUGUACUAGAAUAAAUUGGUUCCAAUUUUA
Eublepharis macularius is the source of this 914-nucleotide messenger RNA. RefSeq names its product lysozyme g-like. Lineage: Eukaryota; Metazoa; Chordata; Lepidosauria; Squamata; Eublepharidae. Gene Ontology annotation, molecular function: lysozyme activity. The record is from RefSeq and is a predicted model, not a curated record. The transcript is spliced from 5 exons. Bases 43 to 675 code for a protein of 210 amino acids. Gene Ontology annotation, biological process: peptidoglycan catabolic process; defense response to Gram-positive bacterium. Gene Ontology annotation, cellular component: extracellular region.